This is a messenger RNA of Salvia hispanica, 3317 nucleotides long. Its product is annotated as Leucine-rich receptor-like protein kinase family protein. Gene Ontology annotation, biological process: protein phosphorylation. Lineage: Eukaryota; Viridiplantae; Streptophyta; Magnoliopsida; Lamiales; Lamiaceae. The record is from RefSeq and is a predicted model, not a curated record. Gene Ontology annotation, molecular function: receptor serine/threonine kinase binding; ATP binding; protein kinase activity.
AAAUUUACAAAAACAAACAGAGUCACACAAAAAUCACACCUCUGCACAAAAUGCGUUUCCUCCUACUUUUCCUUUUCCUUCUCUGUCUCCGCUGCGGUUCCGCCGCGCGUAUGACGGAGCACACCGCCUUGCUCUCAAUCAAAGCCGCCAUCUCCGACGACCCCCACUCCGCCUUGGAAUCAUGGACCCCUAACAACACCAACAUUUGCUCAUGGAAGGGGCUCACCUGCGACCGCUCCGGCCGCCACGUCAUCUCCGUCGACAUCUCCGACCUCAGCCUCACCGGCACUCUCUCCCCCGACAUAGGCCACCUCCGCUUCCUCCACAACUUCUCCGCCGGCGCCAAUUCCUUCUCCGGCCCCGUUCCCCCCUCGAUUUCCGACAUUACCAACCUCCGCUUCCUAAACCUCUCCAACAACAUCUUCAAUCUCACUUUUCCACCGCAGCUCUACCGUCUCCGGAAUCUCGAGGUUCUCGACCUCUACAACAAUAACAUCACCGGCGAGUUCCCCAAGCAGGCGCACCUGCUCGCUAAUCUCCGCCAUUUGCAUCUCGGGGGGAAUUUCUUCUCCGGGGAAAUGCCGCCGGAGCUCGGCACGUUUCAGCAUCUAGAGUACCUCGCUGUUUCCGGAAACGAGCUCACCGGAGCGAUUCCGCCGGAGAUCGGAAACCUGACGCAGCUGAAGGAGCUUUACAUUGGCUAUUUCAAUACAUUUUCCGGUGGACUUCCGAAGGAGAUUGGGAAUUUGUCGCAAUUGGUGCGGUUUGACGCUGCUAGCUGCGGGCUUACCGGCGAGAUUCCGGCGGAGAUCGGGAAGCUGCAGAAUCUGGACACGCUUUUCCUCCAAGUGAACGGGCUUUCCGGUAGCCUCACGCCGGAGCUUGGCUACUUGAAAAGCCUGAAAUCUAUGGAUCUGUCAAACAAUAUGUUCACCGGCGAAAUACCACUGUCGUUUCAGCAGCUGAAAAACGUAACUCUCCUAAAUCUUUUUAGGAACAAGCUCACCGGCUCGAUACCGGAUUUCAUCGGCGAGUUGCCGGAGUUGCAGGUUUUGCAGCUGUGGGAGAAUAAUUUCACCGGUGUAAUCCCGCAGAUUUUGGGGAACAAUGGAAGGCUACAAGAGGUAGACGUCAGUUCCAACAAAUUGACCGGAACUCUUCCCCCAAAUCUCUGCAAUGGCCAUCAGCUCCACACCCUAAUUACUCUCGGAAACUUCCUCUUCGGACCGAUUCCCGAGUCACUGGGUCAGUGCGAGUCGCUGACUCGGAUUCGGAUGGGUGAAAACUACCUCAACGGCUCGAUUCCGAAAGGGUUACUGAGUUUGCCUAAACUAACUCAGGUUGAGCUUCAAGAUAACCUCCUCUCUGGAUCUUUUCCGGAUACUGAUGGAUUGUCCGCCGGUUUAGGCCAAAUCAGCCUCUCCAACAAUCAUCUCGCUGGCGAUUUGCCGCCGAGCAUCGGGAGUUUUGUUGGCGUUCAGAAGCUUUUGCUCGACGGCAACAAAUUCUCCGGCAGGAUUCCAGCCCAGAUAGGGAAGUUGCAGCAGCUUUCUAAGAUGGAUUUCAGCCACAACGAGUUCAGCGGCCCCAUUGCGCCGGAGAUCAGCCAAUGCAAGCUUCUGACAUUCGUGGAUCUCAGCCGGAAUCAGCUCGCCGGGGAAAUUCCCGUUGAGAUUACUGGUAUGAAGAUUUUGAACUACUUGAAUUUAUCAAAGAAUAAUUUGGUUGGUAGCAUUCCCUCAUCCAUAUCCAGUAUGCAGAGUUUAACCUCUGUUGAUUUCUCAUAUAACAACUUGUCUGGUUUGGUUCCUGGCACUGGUCAAUUUAGCUAUUUCAAUUAUACUUCAUUUUUGGGGAACCCUAAUCUCUGCGGCCCUUAUUUGGGCCCUUGCAAAGAGGGCAUUGCCAGUGGGGUUGCAAAGCCUCAUGAAAAGGGGGCUCUCUCUCCUUCCAUGAAGCUAUUACUCGUUAUUGGACUGCUGGUUUGCUCGAUUGUAUUUGCGGUGGCUGCAAUCGUUAAGGCCAGGUCGUUGAAGAAGGCGAGUGAGGCUCGUGCGUGGAAGCUCACUGCCUUCCAGCGCCUGGAUUUCACUUGCGAUGAUGUCUUGGAUAGUCUUAAAGAGGACAAUAUCAUCGGUAAAGGAGGUGCCGGCAUUGUUUACAAAGGAGUGACGCCGAGUGGCGAGCUAGUUGCUGUGAAGAGGUUGCCUGCAAUGAGCCGUGGGUCUUCCCACGAUCAUGGCUUCAAUGCCGAGAUACAGACUCUUGGGAGGAUCAGGCAUAGACACAUUGUGAGGUUGCUGGGGUUCUGUUCCAAUCAUGAAACAAAUCUUUUGGUCUAUGAAUACAUGCCUAAUGGAAGCCUGGGGGAGAUGAUUCAUGGCAAGAAGGGAGGCCAUCUCCAUUGGGAUACACGGUAUAAGAUAGCUGUGGAGUCUGCCAAGGGGCUUUGCUACCUUCAUCAUGAUUGCUCGCCACUGAUUGUGCAUCGUGAUGUUAAAUCGAACAAUAUCCUCCUCGACUCCAACUUUGAAGCUCAUGUGGCUGAUUUCGGGCUCGCCAAGUUCUUGCAGGAUUCGGGUACUUCGGAAUGCAUGUCAGCCAUUGCUGGUUCUUACGGAUACAUUGCUCCUGAAUAUGCCUACACGCUGAAGGUGGACGAGAAGAGCGACGUAUACAGCUUUGGGGUGGUGCUGCUGGAACUCGUGACCGGGAGGAAGCCCGUUGGCGAGUUUGGGGAUGGUGUGGACAUCGUGCAAUGGGUGAGGAAGAUGACUGAUGGAAACAAGGAAGGCGUGCUCAAGAUUCUCGAUCCGAGGCUUCCUACUGUGCCCCUCCACGAGGUGAUGCACGUGUUCUACGUCGCAAUGCUCUGCGUCGAAGAGCAGGCAGUCGAGCGCCCCACCAUGCGCGAGGUCGUCCAGAUACUCACGGAGCUCCCCAAGCCACCACCCUCUAAAGCUGGGGAUUCAUCUCCGCCACCACCAUCGGCGUUGGACUCCCCCACCGCUCGUCCGCCUCAGUCGCCACCUCCGCCGCCCGAUCUUCUCAGCAUCUGAAGGUGAUCCCAAGCCUCCUUGCAUUGGGAUAGCAGCUUUAGCUAGUUUUGGUGCCUUAGUUUUUCAUUUCCCUAAUGCUAUCUAUUGUUUCCUUUUUUUUUUAUCUUAUGAGUUUUCUUGGGGGUGUUUACUGUUUAGUCUAACUUUGAAUGUGUCUGUUAUUGAUUUCGAAGUAUGUGUACAGCUGCAAUGAGGGGCACUUUUGUUGAUGCUGUAUAAGAAAAAUAUUAGUAGUACUAAAAAUUAUAGGUAUGUUUA